Nicrophorus vespilloides is the source of this 1050-nucleotide messenger RNA. It is a transcript of the gene lin-28, whose product is annotated as protein lin-28 homolog. Gene Ontology annotation, molecular function: nucleic acid binding; zinc ion binding. NCBI's taxonomy places the organism in Eukaryota, Metazoa, Arthropoda, Insecta, Coleoptera, Silphidae. The record is from RefSeq and is a predicted model, not a curated record. The transcript is spliced from 4 exons. The coding region runs from base 1 to 618 and encodes 205 amino acids.
AUGACUGUCGUCACAGCCGAAGAAGAGAACGCCGUCGGAAUCGACAUGCCUCGAGCAGACAAUGGUUCGGAGGGAGGAAGCGCGAGUCAGGGCGGUUCUGAAGCAAGCUUCGGUGUUCGCCUAGGAAAAUGCAAGUGGUUCAACGUGGCCAAAGGAUGGGGUUUCAUAACACCAAACGACGGAGGGCAAGACGUUUUCGUGCACCAGAGUGUGAUCCAAAUGACCGGCUUCAGAUCGUUGGGUGAUGAAGAGGAAGUCGAGUUCGAAUGUCAAGUAUCGGAUAAAGGUCUCGAAGCGACUAAAGUAGCAGGACCUCAGAGCUCCGAUUGUCGAGGAUCGCAUCGAAGACCGACGACAAAAAAACGCUUCCGUAAAAUCAGGUGUUACAAUUGCGGCGAGUUCGCCAAUCACAUAGCGGCAAAAUGUGGGCUGGGACCACAACCUAAGCGUUGCCACAAUUGCAAGAGCGAGGAUCACCUAAUCGCCGAUUGUCCAAACCGAACCGAACAACAAAUCAAAGAUGAGAACAACAGCAACGGAAAUGGAAAUGGAGUCGUCUCCGAGGAUCAUCAAGUGGAGACACAACUUGAAGGCAUGGCACAGCUGAGAAUCGAAUAGCGCCACGACAAUUGUAUUCCCAACAUCACAUAUCAUUUACAUUACGACCACUUCACGCAAACCUAUAUAUUAUAUACGCCGACAAACUAAAAAGUCUAUACUAAAAUUACCUUUUGAAUAGGAAACACCAAAAUUUUAAGAUUUUAGUAUAGAUUUUGCGUUUUCUCUUCUGUUAAUAUUAAGAAAUUACUCGAUCGAAUUUACAUAUCGUGCUGUGAGGAAAUGAUUUUAUCCAAACCGAAUUGAAUAAAAUCGAUUCCAAGAAUGUUUUAUGAACUCGCGAGCGAAAAAUUCAACAAAACAUAACAUACACUCUAGUUCUAGAUAUUACAUUUUCUUUAUUCUAUUUUAGUUAUUCAAUUUUAUGACAUUGGAGCGUAGCACGACACCAUUUUUUAUUUGUAUUUCAUUGUUUCCUGAAACAAUUUUAAA